Messenger RNA from Branchiostoma belcheri (Belcher's lancelet), 721 nucleotides. Its product is annotated as probable ergosterol biosynthetic protein 28. Lineage: Eukaryota; Metazoa; Chordata; Leptocardii; Amphioxiformes; Branchiostomatidae. Gene Ontology annotation, molecular function: protein-macromolecule adaptor activity. Gene Ontology annotation, cellular component: endoplasmic reticulum; membrane. Bases 141 to 614 code for a protein of 157 amino acids. The record is from RefSeq and is a predicted model, not a curated record. The transcript is spliced from 5 exons.
UCCUUUUCAAAAGUUCGAUAUUGUUCGGAAAAGUAGUUCCCGCUAAGGUUGUGAACAGGUCUGAUCAGCUGGGCUAGUCUGUGACCGGGGACGUCUUUCUAAUAUUUGACUGGAACGCUACAAGAUCACUCAGGGACAAGAUGUUGGCCACUCUACGCGGCUGGUUGGCUGUGGUGGCAGUCAUGGCGUUCGGCAACACUCUGCAGUGCUUCAGGAACCACGACUUCCUGGCCGAGCGACUCUACACAGGGACACCUGAGCUCGUAAACGGACUGCAGGCGCGACUGUUUGGCAUGUGGACUCUGCUGGCUGCUGUAGUCAGGCUGUACUGUGCUCUAGACAUCACCAACAAAUCGCUUUACUACAUCACCAUGUCGUCCUUUGUUCUUGCCCUCGGCCACUUCCUACUGGAGACAUUCGUGUACCAGACAGCCGCUCUUGACAUCGGCGUCAUCACCCCCAUCAUAGUUUCAGGAGUGUCGCUGGUGCUGAUGGUAGUGGGACUGUGGUACCUGGAGCCGGCCGGCAGCGACCAGCGGUACCAGGACAGAGAUGUCGACACGAAACUCCUCCUGGAACAAGAGAUGCUCAGGGCCAGGAAGAAGCGCACAUGACGCCAUUCUCAUAUAUCUACAUGUCAGGAAACAAUACUAGUUGUAAAAUAGUGAUUUUGACAUCAGCGAAUGACAACUAUCUACAUCUACAUCUACAUAAUACAGGA